Messenger RNA from Cryptomeria japonica (Japanese cedar), 1668 nucleotides. RefSeq names its product cytochrome P450 94A1-like. NCBI's taxonomy places the organism in Eukaryota, Viridiplantae, Streptophyta, Pinopsida, Cupressales, Cupressaceae. Bases 1 to 1668 code for a protein of 555 amino acids. The transcript has a single exon. The record is from RefSeq and is a predicted model, not a curated record. Gene Ontology annotation, molecular function: iron ion binding; oxidoreductase activity, acting on paired donors, with incorporation or reduction of molecular oxygen; heme binding.
AUGCCCUUACAGUUUCAAGGGUUGUGGGCUACAAGGUCAAGCUAUAAGAAAACAAUUAGGGCAGGAGGAUUAACAUUCACCAAUCAGAUUAAUCAGAAGAUGAUGAGCAUUUCUCCAUUAUUUCUGGGCACGCUAAGUGUCUUAAGCUUUCCUGCCCUUGCGUUGAUUGUUGGUUAUACAAUCUACGUGCUGACAAGCCAGGGAGACGAGAAAACCGUGCCUAAGUCUUAUCCAAUUGUGGGUUUAUUGUUUUCUUUCUUGAGGAACCGAAAUCGGCUCCCAGAAUGGCUAACAGAACUUCUGGAACACGCUCCUUCCAACACCAUCACUUUUCAGCGGCUCGGAACAAAGGUAGUUAUCACGGCCGAUCCACGCAAUGUCGAGCACCUGCUCAAGACUCGUUUUGAGAAUUAUCCCAAGGGCAAUUAUUUCAUGCUCCGCUUGCACGAUCUUCUUGGAAGUGGGAUUUUCAACGCCGAUGGUGAGGCCUGGAAAUUGCAGAGACGAGUCGCCAGUUACGAGUUCGGCACCAACUCUUUGCGCGACUUCAUUACAGAGAGCGUGCAAGGCGAGAUCACCCAACGCCUCCUGCCGCUACUCAGAAAAGCGGCUGCCACUAAACAGAGUGGGCUGGAUAUGCAGGACGUUUUCCAGCGAUUUGCCUUCGACAACAUAUGUAAGGUGGCGUUCGGUAUGGACCCCGGUUGCCUCGACAUUUCUCUCCCGCUUUCAGAAUUCGCAGAGUCCUUUGAAGUCGCCACCAAUUUAAGCUUGAAAAGAUUUACGGAUCCCCUGCCCUUCCUCUGGAUGCUCAAGCGGAUGUUCAACGUCGGGUCCGAGAAACGCUUACGGCAGGCAAUCCACAUCAUUCAUAACUUCGCGCAAGAUGUCAUCGAUGCGAGGAAGAAGGAAAUAUUUCACUCUCGCGGGGCACAGCGUCAAGAUCUCUUGUCCAGAUUUCUUUUCACUCACGAGAGCGCUGUUGCUGCAGGAAAGGCCUCGUACGUUUUUUCUGUGAGAGAUAUCGUAAUAAGUUUCAUCUUGGCGGGCAGGGACUCAACCUCUGCGGCGCUCACAUGGUUCUUCUGGCUUCUCUCCUCUCAUCCACGAGUCGAACAGAAUAUUUAUGCAGAAAUUACAAGCCUUGUCGCUGCCAGAGAAGAGAGCAGUUCCUGUUUCUCUUAUGAGGAACUGAAGCAGAUGAAGUAUCUGCAGGCCACUCUGUGUGAAUCGAUGAGGUUGUACCCGCCCGUUCCGUCUGAUACGAAACAGGCAUUGGCAGAAGAUGAGCUGCCGGACGGGACGGUGGUAAGGAAGGGGAUGCGGGUGAUAUACCACCCUUAUGCGAUGGGAAGAAUGGAGAGCGUCUGGGGCACCGACUGUUUGGAAUUCAAGCCAGAGAGAUGGCUGAGCAAGAUGGAGAAUGGUUCGCUAGAAUUUGUGGCACACAAUGCAUUCAAAUAUCCAGUGUUCCAGGCUGGGCCAAGAGUUUGCUUGGGGAAACAGACGGCGUUUAUUCAGAUGAAAAGCAUCACUGCGAGUGUUAUCGAAGAAUUCAGUCUGGAGGUAGACCGCAACUGGAAUCCCAAGUACGUGGCAAUGAUCACGGCUAAAAUGGAGAAUGGGCUUCCCGUACGCGUGGUGAAGAGACUUCAAAAGGUCCCCUGA